This is a messenger RNA of Aureobasidium vineae, 744 nucleotides long. NCBI's taxonomy places the organism in Eukaryota, Fungi, Ascomycota, Dothideomycetes, Dothideales, Saccotheciaceae. The record is from the annotation of a GenBank genome assembly.
AUGCCGUUCGCCAAGGUCAAUUACAAGACUUUGUACUAUAAAGACUGGUCACCAAAAGAUGGUUCUACUCCUCGAGCAACACUCGUCAUGGGUUACCGCUGCGUCUGCUUUGAUAUGACCGGAUCAGGUCUCUCGCCUUACACCUAUGUCGAGCAGAGUAUCCACAGCCUCGCAGAGGACGUGACCGCCCUGAUGGAUGUUUUGUCAAUCGACAAGGCGAUCUUUGUCGGCCACAGCAUGUCCGGCAUUGUUGGCCCUGAGCUGGCAGCCGAGUGGCCAGAUCGUAUCCAAGGACUCAUCUUGGUGGGCCCCGUAUGGCCUUCAUCAGAGGCAGCUCCCGUCUUCGAGGACCGUAUCAACAAGGUUGCAGAANAAGGCAUGGACGUGAUGGCAGACACCGUACCCUAUGCUGCUGUGGGAUCAAAAGCCACUUCCUUACACCAUGCUUUCAUCCGAGAACUACUGCUCGGAAUGGAUCCUGCUGGCUAUACCAGCCUGUGCAGGGUCAUCGCCAAUGCACACAAGUCACCGCCGAAGUAUGCAAAGGUUUCGUGUCCGACUCUUAUUAUUGCCGGAGAGGAGGACAAGAGUGCACACCUGCCUGGAUGCAAGAAGAUUAUCGAAGCGCUUGGCUCGAGGCAGAAAGACAUGGUUGUGAUGGACAAGUGUGGCCAUUGGCACUGCAUUGAGGACCCAUCAGAGGUCGGCAAAUUGUCUUUGAAUUUCCUGAAGCAGAUUUCGUAG